GGUUGAGUCCUGGAGACGGACUGUGGAGGCCGUGCUUCAGGUCCCUUGUCCCCGGCAGCAGCAUGGCGGACCCCCAGAGGUCUCUGCCGGCCCUGAAGAAGCUCAGCUAUGCCGUGGGACACUUCCUGAACGACCUGUGCGCCUCCAUGUGGUUCACCUACCUCCUGGUGUUCUACCACUCGGUGCUGGGCUUCCAAAACACUUACGCAGGUGUGCUGCUGCUGGUGGGCCAGAUAACUGAUGGCCUCUGUACGCCUCUCAUUGGCUACGAGUCAGACCGAAUCCCCGGCUGUGGUAACUACGGCAAGAGGAAGACAUGGCACCUAGUUGGUGAGUCAGAGACAGCAUUCACAAGAGGAAGACAUGGCACCUAGUUGGUGAGUCAGAGACAGCAUUCACAAGAGGAAGACAUGGCACCUAGUUGGUGAGUCAGAGACAGCAUUCACAAGAAGAAGACAUGGCACCUAGUUGGUGAGUCAGAGACAGCAUUCACAAGAAGAAGACAUGGCACCUAGUUGGUGAGUCAGAGACAGC
Messenger RNA from Pseudoliparis swirei, 534 nucleotides. Its product is annotated as major facilitator superfamily domain-containing protein 12-like. The transcript is spliced from 2 exons. Gene Ontology annotation, biological process: carbohydrate transport. The record is from RefSeq and is a predicted model, not a curated record. The coding region runs from base 63 to 374 and encodes 103 amino acids. Lineage: Eukaryota; Metazoa; Chordata; Actinopteri; Perciformes; Liparidae. Gene Ontology annotation, molecular function: symporter activity. Gene Ontology annotation, cellular component: membrane.